Molecule: messenger RNA, 2909 nt
Organism: Oncorhynchus nerka (sockeye salmon)
Lineage: Eukaryota; Metazoa; Chordata; Actinopteri; Salmoniformes; Salmonidae
Product: tumor necrosis factor alpha-induced protein 8-like protein 1
Exons: 3
Coding region: 353-913 (186 amino acids)
Biological process (GO): regulation of apoptotic process
Cellular component (GO): cytoplasm
Source: RefSeq, a predicted model, not a curated record
UAGGCUAUUCCAUUGGUCCAUAAUACCAUCAAUCUUGAAUUUUCGAAGUCCUUCAAGUUUGAAACUUUUUGUGAGUAGGAGUCGGGUUACAACAGGGAGAGAAGAAAACACUCAAUUAUUUACACAAUAGCACCUAAUACAACAUACAUUUACAUUAAGUCGACUGAGAAGAGCCUUUUUCUCGAGGAAAGACGAAGGUCCGAUUCAUGGAGCUGUACAUGGAUUUGCUAUGGAUUGCCAUGAUGAAGACUCGAGAUUAAUCCUAGAUUAAAUUGUCAAAUUGUAGCAGUGUACGCCGCGGUGUUUUGACUCACACCCCGCAUCCGGUUUGAUUUGAAGGAAAGACGUCAUCAUGGACUCCUUCAGUACUAAGAGCCUGGCCCUUCAGGCCCAGAAGAAGCUGAUGAGCAAGAUGGCCACCAAGAGCGUGGCCAACCUGUUCAUUGAUGACACCAGCAGCGAGGUGCUGGACGAGCUCUACCGAGUCACCAAGGAGUACACACGCAACCGCAAGGAGGCCCAGAAGAUCAUCAAGAACCUCAUCAAGAUGGUGGUGAAGCUGGGUGUCCUCUACCGCAACAACCAAUUCAGCGGGGAGGAACUGGUGCUGGUCGAGGGCUUCAGGAAGAAGGUCCACACACUGGCCAUGACAGCUGUCAGCUUCCACCAGAUCGAGUUCACAUUCGACCGGCGUGUGAUGAGCGCCAUCCUGAAUGAGUGCCGUGAGCUGCUGCACCAGGCCAUCAACCGCCACCUAACAGCCAAGAGCCACUCGCGGGUCAACCACGUGUUCAACCAAUUCGCAGACUGUGACUUCCUGGCAGCUCUCUACGGCCCCUCUGAGGUGUACCGCAACCACCUGCAGAGGAUUUGCGAUGGUGUCAAUAAGAUGCUGGACGAGGGCAACCUUUAACCCCCCAGGACCUUUUGACCCCUUCCCUUUGACCUUUGAGGCCUUACCUGGUGGUGUGACAUUCACCACAUGGUUGCCGCCUUGGCUUUUUUAUUUUAUUUUAUAGACAAACAUUAUGCAUAGUGGACAUUUGACAUUUUGCCCCUCCGACAUUACUGUACAACACUGAAGGAUGUUCCAGGCUAGUUAGUCCAAAGUUUCUUCUACGCCUCUUUAUUUAAAGGAACAACAUGGACCUCUUCAGUGAAUGUAUAUUACAAGCUUUUGUCGAUCAUUUCCAGUCAUAGGACUUCACCAAUCCCUUGGAACUGUCUUUUUUUUCCAAUGGCUGUCUGUCCCCUGGAAGGUCUCCCAACCACAGCCUGAAGAUCAUAUGUACGAGUAGUCAAUUGAAUGGGCUGAAAUGCUUUUAGAGUGAAGAGGACAAUGGUAGAUGUUAACCUACUUCAGGACAACCAUAAGGGACUCUGUUGUUAGACAGGAGUGCCACUUGAGGUUAAAACGGCACUAAUUGUUUUGCAAUAAUUCACGUAACAGACCAAUAAUCCAGUUUCAGCAUUUACACUCCAUAUCCUAAGUCUACACUUUGUUUGGAUCAAAAUACCUUUUGCCUGCUUUGGCCCUAAUUACCUGUUUUUAUUACAAUCACACCAAAGAGUGUAUAAUUUGGGUCAUGGGGGCUAUAAAAAUGGAGGAAGUUGAUUGUGCUGUGCAACCUAAUUGUCACCGAGCUGCUGACUCGUCAGCUCUUUCACUUCAUCUGAGCUGAACCGAAAACCCUAUCCAGUAAACACUUUGAUUUCUGCGCAGCCGAGACCGACUCCAUAUACAGUCAUGUUAAUGACUGGAGGAUAUGGGAAAGGGAAGUAGGUUGCCUUUGUUGGUGAGGCCCAGGCUGUUUCGUCACGUAACAUAGUAUUAUGGAUUAGAGCAGAGACUAAAACAAUACCGGAUUGUACCUUCCAUUAUUCUAUGAAUUAUUCCCCCACUCCAGACCAAUAAUAGCCUACCUACAGCUAAUCCAUUCCAACACCCCAGCCUCCAUUUAAUGGGAUUGAGAUCACAUCUUUGCAUGGUGCACGUCCUAUUUGGGAGUGAAGUUGUUUUUUAAUGAACCAUUUAGAUUGUUGUUUAGUUUGUUAUAUAGUACUACCCUGCACAUAAUGGAUGUUAUUUUCUUUUCUAGGCCAAUCUGUGUGUUAUUUUGUAUGGCUGAGCCUGUCUAGGAGACUGCGCUGUGGCCUCAUUUAGUAUUCUCAGUGACCGUGUAUACCUGUGAGGAGCUGCAGCAGAGAGUUGUAAAUGAGCGCUGUGUUCUCCAGGAUCUGCUGUCUCGCUCGCUCUCUUCUCUGUCACAGAAACCUCUCUGGUCUGUACUGUAGCAAUUCUGCCAAAGAGAGGAAAGGGAGAGAUAAGCCAUCUCUGCAAUCGCGAUAAGGACCUUUCCAAAGGAACAUUAGGGUAAUCGGUAUGCACUUGAUGAAGAUUGUUUUUUAAAAAAAAUGUUUUUUAAUUGUUUUGUUAUUCCCUCCCAUUUUAUUUGAAGAUGUGGUCUCCAUUUGACUUCAUCCUCCUACAUCUGGGGGAGUUGUAUUAAGUGAACGCUCGCAGGACUAGAAAAUUGAAGUCCCAGAAUAGUUGAGAUGGCUUAGUUCUUAAAUGUCAAAGAUGCCGUUCUUUCCAAUCACAACAGUUCUCAGGUUUAAGUCUCAGAGCUUGUGCUCAUGACACACUUACUAGCGUUGGACCCAAUGUUGGAGGAUUAAAUACAGACCAAUUUCUGCUUCAUACAUUUUACAUUAGCUCACAAAAGAUACAUUAUUUGAAGUAAUGUUGUAUUUCUACCAAUGGAAAGGGAAAUAUUUUCUGUAUUAUUUGUUAUAUGAUGUUGUACAUGUGUUUGUUUUAGUGUGCCUUCUCCAUAGUAGACAUGACGAAUAUACAUGAUUACUCCUAUUUUUAAAUAAAUUGUUUGUCUUUUCUUGAUAAAGCACCA